AUGAAGACACAGAGAUAUCCCGACGCCCCGCAGCUCACCGAAGUCGGACUCCACUCCCUCCGCCACGCCUGUCAAAAAGCUCAGCUAAGAGGCCAACAUCCGGCUCUGCGGCCGAGCGGGAACCGCCCCCUCCCAGUUCCCUCUCUCCCCAAGCACUUCCGCCACACCUCCGGCCCCAAGUUUGACCUCGCUCCUAACCACUUCCGCCACACCUUUGGCCCACGGUCUGCCCUGGGCUUGGCCCUGGGUCCCUCUUCCGUCCAGCAGCAGCGCCUCGGCGUCUGGUGCGUCGGGGAGGCCCUGCGGCCCAGACAGCUCUGGGGGCCCCUGGAAGACGCGGGUGUUGGUGACUCCGAGCAGGAAGGCGAGGUAGUGAACCCCAGGCCCGAGGAGCAUGUGCCUCUGGGCCCCUGGGCAGACGUGUGUGCCUGUGAGCAGAGCUCAGGCUGGACUAGUUUGGUGCAGCGGGCCCAGGUGGAGGAUGAGGGCAGCGUGUCCCCCGUGCGGAUCGAGGAGCGGCUCCACCUACAGGUGUGCCGACCAGUGCAGCCAGGCUCUGAGCUGCUUCUGUGGCCCAGGUCACCCUCCGAUGACCUGAACCCCUUACAGUCCCUGCCGAAGGAAGAGGCAGUUCUGGCUGUGGUGACAGAUGUGUAAUCCCCUGGGCAAGAGGACAUGGGCUCUCCCAAUGAGGAAGCAACAGACCUUGGCCCAGAUCCCAACUGCCAGACAACCCCUCAUGUCCAGGCAGUACAUAUGCUGAACUCAGAACUUGAGGCCCAAGCCCCAGACCAGCAUUCUGUAGUGCCUCCCGAGCCUCCAUGUGACUCUGCCACCCAGUUGGAACCAGAAAGCAGCGAGGCUAAUACCCUUUCUCCUGCUGUACACACCCAGCUGCCUUCUUCCCCAGCCAAGAAGUCCUGUAGUCCUGGUGCCCACUGCCUGACCAGCUCUGAGCCCUCGGAGCCAGGGGCCCAACGGACAGCUAGUGCCAGCACCCCAACUGCACCCGUGCUCCUGUCAGGUCCUCCCAGCCCAACCAGAAGCUCCCCGAGUCAGUGCCAGUACCAGUGCAGUGAGUGUGGCAAAGCAUUCCUGCAGCUGUGCCACCUGAAGAAGCAUACAUUCGUGCACACAGGCCACAAGCCCUUCCUUUGCACUAAGUGUGGCAAGAGCUACAGCUCUGAGGAGAGCUUCAAGGCCCACACACUGGGCCACCGCGGGGUGUGGCCCUUCCCGUGCCCACGGUGCGACAAGGCCUACGGCACCCAACGGGACCUCUGAGAACACCAGGUGGUACAUUCUAGGGCAUGGCCCUUCACGUGUGAGCAGUAUGGCAAGUCCUUCGCCAGGCGGCCCUCCCUGAGGCUGCAUCGUAAGACCCACCAGGUGCUGGCUGCCCCCGCACCCUGUACCUGCCCCAUGUGUGGCCGGUUCCUGGCCAACCCAGGCUUGCUGCGGAUCCACAUGCAUCUGCACACUGGCGAGAAGCCUUUCUUGUGCCCACACUGUGGCUGUACCUUCCGCCAGCAGGGCAGUCUGCAUGGCCACCUGCGGCUGCACUCGGGAGAGCGGCCCUACUGCUGCCCGCACAACACUGACGCCUUCCCACAGCUGCCCGAGCUUCGGCGACACCUCAUCUCGCCCACAGGGGAGGCCUACCUGUCUGUGUGUGGGAAGGCCCUCCGAGACCCAUAUACCCUGCGGGCCCACGAGCGCCUACACUCUGGGGAAAGGCCCUUCCCAUGCCCCCAGUGUGGCUGUGCCUACACCCUGGCUACCAAGCUCAGGUGCCACCUCAAGGUGCAUCUGGCAGACAAGCCCUACCGCUAUGCCACCUGUGGUAUGGGCUACAACCUGCCCCAAAGUCUCAAGAGGCACCAGCUCAGUCACCAGUCCAGAGCAUCUAUCCCCACCACCCUGGCAUGUCCAGCUGUGUCUGAACCCACCAUAAAUCUACCACAGGCUAAGCCCAACCUGCUAGAGUUAGAAGGCCAACAGGCCAGCUCCCAGGCCCAGGGCAUCAUCGAGGUCACUGUCUCUGAGGACCCCAGGAAGUUCCUCAUGAUGCCUGAGGAGCCAGGGUCCCCUUUCAGCCUGGUGCUCAUCCACAGGGACCUGGACUUCAGUGCCUGGAUGGAGGUGGUAGAGGUGGAGGUGGGCACCUGA
Molecule: messenger RNA, 2169 nt
Organism: Suncus etruscus (white-toothed pygmy shrew)
Lineage: Eukaryota; Metazoa; Chordata; Mammalia; Eulipotyphla; Soricidae
Gene: ZNF408
Product: zinc finger protein 408
Source: RefSeq, a predicted model, not a curated record